AUUAAAAUCAUGGAGCGUAAAUUUUUAAAUGUUAUUUUGCUCGGUUUUGGGUUUAUGUUUGUGUUUACCGCUUUCCAAACUAUGGGGAACAUAGAGAAAACCAUAUUGGACAGUAUCUCACAGGAUGACGCAAGCUUCACUGGCGAUGGAUAUACUUCGCUGGCCAUCAUCUAUGCAACUCUUGCUGUUUGCAACUGGAUGGCUCCCUCCGUCAUUAGCAUCACGGGACCGAGGGGCGCAAUGAUCGUCGGUGCAUUAACAUAUUUAUUCUUCAUAGUAUCGUUUCUCUUUCCUCGCACGUGGCUCCUAUACGCGGCGAGUAUAUUGAUAGGCGCAGGAGCGGCCGCUAUAUGGACGGGACAAGGGAACUACCUGACGUUGAACAGUGAUGCUGAUACCAUAUCCAGAAACUCUGGUAUAUUCUGGGCGAUGCUGCAAUGCAGCUUGUUCUUCGGGAAUCUGUUCGUGUUCAUUAAGUUCCAAGGCAAGACGCAUAUCGAUCUGGAGACUAGGAAUGUAGUGUUCGGUGCACUGAGUGGGGUCUGCGCCGUGGGAAUCGUCUUCCUUUUACUGCUGAGACCGACCAGGCGCGCUCCUGCCGUUGAUGAUGUAAAGAGUGAGAUGGCUGUGACUGAUUCCGAGGGCCCUAUGGAGGCUUUCAAAGGUGCAAUCAAACUAUUCUGCACCAGUGAUAUGAUCCUAUUGAGUGCUGCUUUUAUUUAUACAGGAGUAGAGUUAUCCUUCUUCAGCGGAGUGUACAGUCCGAGUAUUGGUUUCACUCUUGCGAUGGGUGAAAAUGCGAAGCAACUUGUGGGUCUUUCUGGAGUGUUCAUCGGUAUGGGAGAAGUACUUGGUGGUGCAUUGUUUGGUAUCCUCGGUAACAAAACAACGCGAUGGGGUCGCGACCCCGUGGUCAUCAUGGGCUACCUGAUUCACAUGACUAGCUUCUUCCUAAUCUUUAUCAACCUGCCAAACGCUGCGCCCUUCGGGGACACCAUGGACGUCUCCUACAUUACUCCUUCGCCCUACCUAGCCAUGCUCUGCAGUUUCCUCCUGGGAUUCGGGGACGCGUGCUACAAUACUCAAAUAUACUCAAUGUUGGGCGGAAAGUAUGCGGACAAUAGCACAUCCGCGUUCGCGCUGUUCAAGUUUACUCAGUCUCUCGCGGCGGCCGCGUGUUUCUUCUACUCGUCGCGCGCGCCGCUGUCGGCGCAGCUGGGCGCGCUGGCCGUGCUCGCGACCGCCGGCACCGCCGCCUUCUGCCGCGUGGAGUGGCGCACGAGGGCCCGCGCGCGAGCCGCCGCGCUCGAGGCCGUCGACAAGCUCUCCCCCGCCACGCACUCGCUCGCCGACAACACGCUGCACUACGACUGAGCGGACACCUCCAGCCCGCUCCUGGCGCCCUGGUCACUCCGCUAAGAAUACUUCUAUAUCCUAGAACACCUCCCGCUCAGUCCUAACGUCCUGUUAUCUCUGCGGAGAAUAUUUGUAGUGAUUGUUUACAUUACGAUAACUUAAUUUUAUUAACCUAGUCUGAACACUAAGUUAAGCCUGAAUUAAUGACGAAACUUUUCGUGUGGCUGCAAUAAUAUCAUAGGUCAUAGAAGUUAGUUUGGUCAUUGCUAUUUGAUACUUAAUAAAAUUACAACUAAUACUACAAAUGUACUUUUGUCUAAUAAUAAUUUUUUAAAUUAUACGUACUAUUAAAUCAACGUAAUAAAAACUAUUUGUUUAGUUAUAAGUACAUUUGUUGAAGGUUCUUCGAUGAAAGAGAAUUUGAAAAAAAUAAUAUUUAAUCUAUAUUUUCAAUGAUCAAACUUUUAGUUCAACAAUUCUACAUAGAACGGCCAAGUAGUGAUACAAGACAAGAUUUUAUUUUUUCAAGUUCAAUUUUUGUGAGUCAGACUAUAUUGACUUUUUCCUGUACAAUGGUUAUGCCCUCUUUCAGCCGAUCAUGCAAUGCAUUUAUUUUAAUUAAAAUAAAUGCAUCCUGGCGCAUCUUGUAUCUUAUACUGCGACGUUAGAAAAUUAUGUAUAAAGGUUUUACAUAUCUUUAUAAUGUUAUGAUUCCGUCUGAUUUGGUUCCUCGCAUUAAAAUAAGUGUAUACUGUUGUAUAAAAAUAUUGUUUCAAACAAAAUGGACAUGCUAUGUUGUUAAAACAUUUAAAAAAAAACAACUAAGGUGUAACUAAUUGUAAAAUCAAAAUAAUAGCUUUGUAUAAGUUUUUAAACUUUCGCGGUAGUUUUGUAGGAAAUCUAUACAUAGUAAUUUUAGAAAAAAAAUUUUUUUUGUUGUUUGUAUAGUUUUCUUUUGUUAAUGAUUUAAGUGUUCUGGCUUCGACAGUCCACUAGCUAGCGUAUAAAAUGUUUAAUUCAUACAUUCCAAGUAUUUGUGUGUGUAAAUAGUUUGAAUAAACAUUUCAUAGUUAUUUAUAUUAGUCAUAAUUUUAUUUGACUGACUGUAAUAAGGAAUGACGAUAUCCAUAAGGGAACUUGAGACAAUUAAAAAAUAUGAAACAUGAUAAACUUUUUUCGAUGAUCUCAAAAACUUUUAUUUUUAUCAAAUUUUAUCUUUGGGACUAAAGUUUACAAUUAAACAUAUAUAAAUACUAUAAAUAGAAUUAUUGAUUAAAAAUGUAAAUAAGUUUUACGACAUGCUUAAGACAAAUCUAUAACCUCUUUAACUAAUCCCUUAAUUUAAUGUGGAAGUGUUAAUUAAAGAAAACAAGGUUCGAAUUUGUUAGUAUUAUAGAAAAUUUGACUGAAUAAAGGUGCGGGGCCACAAGGUAAGUAAAAUAAUGUAGCAACAUCACUGGAUAAAGUAUUAUGUAAGCUUUUAAAACUUAUAAUUAAAUAACUAAUCCUAUAACUACACAUUAAAAAUAAAUUUUACCUGUUUCUAGAAACAGCAGUUAUUUGUUUGCAAAAAUCUUAUUUUAUUAUGUAACUUGGUAUCGUUAAUGUAUUGUAAUGACAAUUUUUGUAAGUUUUGUUUAUAGUAUUUACUAAAAUAUUUUUAACUAAAAUAUUGUUUAAAAAAUAGUAAAUUUAUUUUAUAAACUAACUAUUACUAAUCUAAAAUUUAACAUAUGCAAGUUGUAUGAAAUCAAAUUCUAUAUUACUAAAAUCGUAAUAUGGAAAAUCCAAGAAAUACAUUCCAGUCAAUGCAAUUGAAGCAAAUAAAAAAAAAACUAUUGUAUAUAAUUCAAGUACCUACAGUACUAGUACCUACAUUCCUAUAAAUGUUUUGUUAUAAAUAUAUUCUUAUGUUUUUUUUUUUCAACAUCGAAAUCCAGCCAGCAAUAUCGUCUAGUCACAUAAGGAUUUUUUAACUGUUUUAAAUAUUGUAUAAUAUUCAUUUCUGUUUCUAAAAUUGUUUUCCAUGAAAUAGUGUAAUUUUACAAUAAAAUAUAUAUUUUAUUAA
Melitaea cinxia (Glanville fritillary) is the source of this 3424-nucleotide messenger RNA. RefSeq names its product UNC93-like protein MFSD11. The transcript is spliced from 8 exons. Bases 10 to 1374 code for a protein of 454 amino acids. The record is from RefSeq and is a predicted model, not a curated record. NCBI's taxonomy places the organism in Eukaryota, Metazoa, Arthropoda, Insecta, Lepidoptera, Nymphalidae.